GGGAUUGUUUAUCACAGGAUCGCAGCUAGUCGCAGACAGAAAAAUGUGAUUUGCAGUUUGAUGAUGUAGAACUUUACAGAGUAAUGCCGUUUUAAUUAUAAAUAUAUAACAAAAGUCGAACGCGCGCAGUCAAAAACUGAUCAAAAUGACCGAUCAAGAUACAAAUAAUAAUGCUCUUCCAUUACGGGACAGUCUAGUGAAAACGGCAGUACAGUUUCUACAAAAUCCCAAAGUGUCAUCAAGUCCAUUAAUGCAAAAGCAAGAAUUUCUUAAGAGAAAAGGCUUGACAGAUGAAGAGAUUAAAACAGCUUUCAAGCUAGCAUCUGUUGACAAUACGAUCGAUUGCAAUGCUUUUCAAAAUCAGAAUCCGUAUACUGCUAUACAAAUGUCGCAAGGACCUAUCUAUCCAUAUCAUCCGACAAAUAUUUACCAAUUGACACUUUUGCAAAAAGUCAAAGAUAUCUUUAAUGUGACUGCAUUUAUUGGCGCAACAGCAUACUUUGUUUAUUGGCUUUAUAAGAAGUUUAUAGAACCCUUUUUAUUUGGUCGAAAAAAGAAGAACACUGUAGAAGACAGGAUAACUGAAUUAGAUAAGACUGUUCAAGAUUCCAUGAAAGAAAUGAAAACUUCAAUUUUGAAGAUGGAAAGUGAGGUGCAAAAACUGACUCAACAUCAAGCAUUGGAUCCUACUAUUCCACAAUUGGUGCAUGAAUUAAAACAGGAUUUGUCUAGUCUAAAAGCUUUACUUUUAUCAAGGAAACAAUUUCCUAGUGCCCCUGCUUCUAUUCCACCAUGGCAGUUGGAUACAACAAAUGUAAGUCAAGAAAAGGCAACUGAACGAGAGGAUGAUGCUGGAAGUGGAAGUAGUACCAAUAAUUCAGAUAGUUCUUUGGAAAUGAUCCGAGAAGACCCGCCCAAAGAAUAAAUUUAGGAAUUUCGUAUAUCGUAUAAUCAGAUAUAAUGAUGUUUUAUAUGUACGGUAUACUCUGCAUAAUAUGUUGAAACGGAUAAUGGUUUUUCAAUAUUAUACUGUAUUCAAAAUAUGUUAUUUUUGAUCAAUCAAAAGGUAUCUGUUUUCAAUCUGUUGUCAAAAAUAGAUACCUUUUUUUAUUUAAAAUCAAAGAUGUGUUAUUUUUAUACAAAUAGAAUUAUAUAGGAUUUUUAAUAAAAACGGUUCAGGAUUAAAAAGAA
Cataglyphis hispanica is the source of this 1191-nucleotide messenger RNA. RefSeq names its product peroxisomal membrane protein PEX14 (gene Pex14). The transcript is spliced from 4 exons. Gene Ontology annotation, cellular component: peroxisomal membrane; peroxisomal importomer complex. Gene Ontology annotation, biological process: protein import into peroxisome matrix, docking. The record is from RefSeq and is a predicted model, not a curated record. Lineage: Eukaryota; Metazoa; Arthropoda; Insecta; Hymenoptera; Formicidae. Bases 146 to 925 code for a protein of 259 amino acids. Gene Ontology annotation, molecular function: signaling receptor binding.